Molecule: messenger RNA, 1263 nt
Organism: Silurus meridionalis
Lineage: Eukaryota; Metazoa; Chordata; Actinopteri; Siluriformes; Siluridae
Gene: gamt
Product: guanidinoacetate N-methyltransferase
Exons: 6
Coding region: 371-1075 (234 amino acids)
Biological process (GO): creatine biosynthetic process
Cellular component (GO): nucleus; cytoplasm
Molecular function (GO): guanidinoacetate N-methyltransferase activity
Source: RefSeq, a predicted model, not a curated record
AAAUGUCUAUUUUUGAGGUUUGGUACUGUAGUAAGACUAUGUUUGGACGUAGUGACUGCUCGGCGGAAGGAUACCACACUGGAGUGAUUGAGUAUUGAGCUACACUAAAGGGCUCCACGUGAAACUUUUCUCUUGACAUUGUGAACGUGCUGCUCCAGCUGUCUUGGUAAAUGUGACCGCCUCCUUCCAGCUCCUUAUCGCAGAGGCCCAGUUAAAGUACAGAAUAUUGUACGACCUCCCUGCGGAAUCAGCACUUCUUUCAACAUAUAACACUCGCCCCAGAGGCAGAUUUCCUCUUUUCCCCAACCUGCAGUGCCCCGGACGCACCACAUCUACUCCUUCCCCUCUAACCUGAAUAAAUCAUAUAGUCAUGACCACCUCCCAGCCGAUUUUCUCCAAAGGAGAGAACUGCAAGCAAGGCUGGCACGACGCGAGCGCCGAUUACAAUGAGACCGACACACACCUGGAGAUUUUGGGGAAACCCGUCAUGGAGCGCUGGGAGACUCCCUACAUGCACUCCCUGUCGACUGUCGCAGCGUCCAAAGGUGGACGUGUCCUUGAGAUUGGCUUUGGCAUGGCCAUAGCUGCCACUAAAAUUGAAUCCUUUCCUAUUGAGGAACAUUGGAUCAUUGAGUGCAACGACGGUGUGUACCAAAGGUUGGAAGAAUGGGCAAAGUCUCAGCCUCAUAAGAUUGUUCCUCUUAAAGGUCUGUGGGAAGACGUGGUUCCCACCCUCCCUGAUGGUCACUUUGAUGGAAUCCUGUAUGAUACAUAUCCCUUGUCAGAGGAAACAUGGCACACUCACCAGUUUAACUUCAUUAAGGCCCAUGCUAAGAGGCUGCUGAAGUCUGGUGGCGUCCUCACCUACUGCAACCUCACCUCCUGGGGCGAACUGCUCAACUCCAAAUAUGACAACAUAGACAAAAUGUUCCAGGAAACGCAGGUGCCUCAGCUGCUAGAAGCUGGAUUCAAAAAGGAGAACAUCAGCACCACACUGAUGGACAUCAACCCACCGAAAGAAUGCAAAUACUAUUCUUUCAACAAAAUGAUUACACCAACUGUACUGAAAGAAUAAGCCACAGGCAUGAGCUUACAUACCUGUCUACUGUGCUUUUCAAUGUCUUGUUUUUGUUUUGCUAAACGCUAUCUGUUGUAUAGGGAGAAAGUGUAAAUCCAAAAAUUUUGUAUAAUUAAAAUUUUGUGGUUGGAGUCACAAAAUAUGUAUAAAUACACAUGCUAAUAAAAAAAAAGCACAAGACUGAA